Molecule: messenger RNA, 474 nt
Organism: Humulus lupulus (European hop)
Lineage: Eukaryota; Viridiplantae; Streptophyta; Magnoliopsida; Rosales; Cannabaceae
Exons: 1
Coding region: 1-474 (157 amino acids)
Source: RefSeq, a predicted model, not a curated record
AUGCCGCCACAUCAACAACCACCGCCUCACAUGACUAAACCAAAGGUAUUUGCUGAUUCAUUGAGCCACUUUAUGACAGAAACCAGAUCCUCCAUUCGGAGAUUAGAAACACAAGUUGGCCAACUUGCAAAGUUAAUGGCAGAUCGUAAUCAAGGGGCUUUACCUAGUUCAACUGUGGUGAAUCGAAAAGAGCAAUGUCAAGCUGUCACUUUGAGGAGUGGGACUAAGUAUGAGGGGCCUAUAGUAGAAAACAAGGACAAGAAGAUUGAAGAUCAAUUGGUACCUAGUUCAGCACAAGAGGAUGUUACUGAAGACCUUUCAAAGAAAGAGACUCCAAAAUACACCGAGUCGACACCCAAGAUUCCUUACCCUCAGCGGUUCCGAAAGGCAAAUCUUGACAAGCAAUUCUCCAAAUUUCUUGAAGUAUUUAAGAAACUUCCCAUUAACAUUCCCUUUGCGGAAGCUCUUGAAUAA